CGCGCAGGCGCAGGGCGCAGUAACCGCCGCGUCGCGGAGGGCGCAGCGGCCGGCCAGCCUGUCCCCGGCUCUCGCAGGCGUCGCCGGCCCGGGGGCCGCAGCGCGGGAGCGGACGCGGGCCCGGCGGCCCGGGCUGCGGGCGGCGGCAUGUCGGUGGUGGGCAUCGACCUGGGCUUCCUCAACUGCUACAUCGCGGUGGCGCGCAGCGGCGGCAUCGAGACCAUCGCCAACGAGUACAGCGACAGGUGCACCCCGGCCUGUAUCUCUCUGGGGUCCAGGACACGAGCCAUCGGGAAUGCAGCAAAGAGCCAGAUAGUCACGAACGUACGGAAUACCCUCCAUGGCUUCAAGAAGCUUCACGGGCGCUCCUUCGACGACCCCAUCGUGCAGACAGAGAGGGUCCGGCUCCCCUACGAGCUGCAGCGCAUGCCAAACGGCAGCGCGGGGGUGAAGGUGCGGUACCUGGAGGAAGAGCGGCCGUUUGCCAUCGAGCAGGUCACCGGGAUGCUGCUGGCCAAGCUGAAGGAGACGUCGGAGAACGCCCUGAAGAAGCCGGUGGCCGACUGCGUGAUCUCGAUUCCGAGCUUCUUCACGGACGCAGAGAGGAGGUCGGUGAUGGCUGCCGCCCAGGUGGCUGGUCUGAACUGCCUGCGGCUGAUGAACGAGACCACAGCAGUGGCACUGGCCUACGGGAUCUACAAGCAGGACCUUCCGUCGCUGGAGGAGAAGCCGCGGAACGUCAUCUUUGUCGACAUGGGGCACUCUGCCUACCAGGUCUCCGUCUGUGCGUUCAACAAAGGGAAACUCAAAGUCCUGGCCACCACCUUCGACCCCUACUUGGGCGGCAGGAACUUCGACGAGGCUUUAGUGGACCACUUCUGUGACGAGUUCAAGGCCAGGUACAAGCUCAGCGUGAGGGAGAACUCGCGGGCGCUGCUGCGCCUGUACCAGGAGUGCGAGAAGCUGAAGAAGCUGAUGAGCGCCAACGCCUCGGACCUGCCGCUCAACAUCGAGUGCUUCAUGAACGACCUCGACGUGUCCAGCAAGAUGAACAGGGCUCAGUUCGAGCAGCUGUGCGCCUCCCUCCUGGCCAGAGUCGAGCCGCCCCUGAAGGCGGUGCUGGAGCAGGCCAGCCUGCAGCGGGAGGACGUCAACAGCAUCGAGAUCGUGGGGGGCGCCACGCGGAUCCCCGCCGUCAAGGAGCGCAUCGCCAGGUUCUUCGGGAAGGACGUGAGCACCACCCUGAACGCCGACGAGGCCGUGGCCAGAGGCUGCGCCCUGCAGUGCGCCAUCCUCUCGCCCGCCUUCAAGGUGCGCGAGUUCUCCAUCACCGACCUCGUGCCCUACUCCAUCACGCUGCGCUGGAAGACCUCUUCCGAAGACGGGGCCGGGGAGUGCGAGGUGUUCAACAAGAACCACCCGGCCCCGUUCUCGAAGGUCAUCACUUUCCACAAGAAGGAGCCGUUCGAGCUGGAGGCCCUGUACACGCACCUGCACGAGGUGCCCUACCCGGACCCCAGGAUCGGGAGCUUCACUAUUCAGAAUGUCUUUCCACAGUCUGACGGCGACAGCUCCAAAGUGAAGGUCAAGGUGCGCGUCAACAUCCACGGCGUCUUCAGCGUGGCCAGCGCGUCCGUGGUCGAGAAGCAGAUUGUGGAAGGGGACCACAGCGACAUCGCCAUGGACACGGAGAGCGCCUGCAAGGGCGACAGGGAGGACGCGGAUAAGAUGCAGGUGGAGCAGGAGGACGGAACGCAGCCGAGGGGCCACGCGGAGCACACGCCAGAGGAGGAUGCGGCCCACGCGGGCGCCCCUGGGAAGGCGGCCUCGUCAGACAAGCAGGAGCGCGGGGCCCCGACGGCCAAGAAGGGGAAGGCGAAGAGCAUCGACCUGCCCAUCCAGAGCAGCCUGUGCGGGCAGCUGGGCCAGGACCUGCUCAACAGCUACAUCGAGAACGAGGGCAAGAUGAUCAUGCAAGAUAAGCUGGAGAAGGAGAGAAACGACGCCAAGAACGCCGUGGAGGAAUACGUGUAUGACUUCAGGGAUAAGCUGGGCACCACGUACGAGCCGUUCGUCACUCCUGAGGAUAUAAAUAAGCUGUCUGCUGUGUUAGAAGACACGGAAAAUUGGCUUUACGAAGAGGGGGAGGACCAGCCUAAACAAGUGUAUGUGGACAAGCUUCAGGAGCUGAAGAAACACGGGCAGCCCGUCGCGGCGCGGCACGCGGAGCACGAGGAGAGGCCCCGGGCGCUGAACGACCUGGGCAAGAAGAUCCAGCUGGCCAUGAAAGUGCUGGAGAUGCACAGGAGCAAGGAUGACAGAUACGAUCACCUGGAUCCCGCCGAGGUGGAAAAGGUCGAGAAGUACAUCGGCGAAGCCAUGGCGUGGCUGAACAGUAAGAUGAACGCGCAGAACAAGCUGAGCCUCACGCAGGACCCCGUGGUGAGAGUCUCGGAGAUAGUCGCCAAGUCCAAGGAGCUGGAUGAUUUCUGUAACCCCAUCCUCUACAAACCCAAACCGAAAGUGGAACUUGCCGAGGACAAGCCCAAAGGUCAUGGAGAGCACAACGGGCCGACGGAUGGGCAGAGCGGGGCCGAGGGCCGAGCGGAGCCCGCGAGAGACGGCGCCCAGCACGGCAAGGGCCCGGGCGAGAUGGAGGUGGACUAGCCCCGCCCCAGCCCCGACCACCCGCCGCCUUAGUUCGUGGAGUGGUUCUGAAAAGCGUUUUC
Messenger RNA from Sorex fumeus (smoky shrew), 2729 nucleotides. RefSeq names its product heat shock protein family A (Hsp70) member 4 like (gene HSPA4L). Gene Ontology annotation, molecular function: ATP binding; ATP-dependent protein folding chaperone. The coding region runs from base 148 to 2667 and encodes 839 amino acids. The transcript is spliced from 19 exons. Gene Ontology annotation, cellular component: cytosol; nucleus. Gene Ontology annotation, biological process: protein folding. The record is from RefSeq and is a predicted model, not a curated record. NCBI's taxonomy places the organism in Eukaryota, Metazoa, Chordata, Mammalia, Eulipotyphla, Soricidae.